AUGAGGUUCACCACAUUUAUACCUGUUGCUGUUCUCGGAUUGGCAGCCAGUGCUCAAGCAUCUGCUGCUGGGACCGAAUUUGACUUAGAGGAGCAAGUUUCACACAACAUCAAAAUGGUGAAGAGAGCUGGUUCAGCCAUUGAUGAAUCUACUAUUGAAAGCUUGUUGCUUUAUGCUAACAAGACCAAUUUGAUUGUGGAUGCUGCUGAAGCCUUCUUGGAUAAUUCCACUAAUGUUGUUUUGCUUUCUCAAGUGAUUGUCAACGCCUUAAAUGGUACAUACAAUAAUCUUAUUCUGACCUUUGCUGGUUCUGGAAGCUUAAACAUUAGUAGUAUUCUCCAUGUUGUCGAAGCCUCUGGACUCAUUCAAACCACUUCUGGUACUUUACUCAUCAAAGACUACAACCGUAACCGUACUGCGGACAUGUUGGGGCAAUUGUUGGUUGACCAAAUUUGGAUUCCCAAACUACUUAAAGGUUUAGGUGAUGGUCAUGAUUUAACCUUUGACUAUAUUUUCAAAUUAGUCAAUGAGUCCAAAGCUUCUACCACCAAUGGGAACAGCAAACAAACUGUCUUGGGCAAAAGAGAAGACACUUCACAAUAUGCCGGGUCUGCAAACACGUUUUUCUACAACUUGGUAUCUCAACUCACUUCAUCUGAAUUAUUCCUGGCUUCUGUAUCUGAUAUCUUGAAAGCCUUGAACAAUACUAAUGUCGCGCCCUAUAUUAUUAUGGAUGUCUUAAACAGUACCACUAUUUUAUCUGGUGUUGGACAAAUUUUAACUAACGUUUAUGAUACAGGAGCAUUGAAGAACAUUGAUCUUAACUCUUACUUUGUUGAGGCCAAGAAGAGCAACAUGUUAUCUGAUCUGUUGCAGAAAAUUUUAACUGAUCCUGUCUACUCGCCUUAUUUGGGCAAGCUCUUCCAAAGAAUGGAAUUGGAGGGUUACUACAGACAAAUCCAACACAAGAUGUACCCUCAAUCUUAG
Lizanozyma spartinae is the source of this 987-nucleotide messenger RNA. RefSeq lists its product as uncharacterized. Bases 1 to 987 code for a protein of 328 amino acids. NCBI's taxonomy places the organism in Eukaryota, Fungi, Ascomycota, Pichiomycetes, Serinales, Debaryomycetaceae. The record is from RefSeq and is a predicted model, not a curated record. The transcript has a single exon.